GAGGAGGGACGUGAAGGCAUCAUGACGUCAGAACCUUGCGACGCACGUGUGGUGUAGUGAGGAGCAGAGAUGGCUGCUGAAAUGCUUCAUUUUCAUGAAAUGGGCUUUGACGACCGUCUUUUAAAGGCGGUUGCAGAUCUCGGGUGGUCCCAGCCCACUCUGAUCCAGGAGAAGGCGAUCCCUCUGGCUCUGGAGGGGAAAGACCUUCUAGCACGAGCCAGGACUGGAUCAGGAAAGACCGCUGCUUACGCUAUCCCCGUCAUCCAGCGCAUCCUGGCCUCCAAACAGAGCGUUAGAGAGCAGGAAGUGAGAGCUCUGAUCCUGGUUCCGACCAAAGAGCUGGGUCAGCAGGUUCAGGCCAUGAUGAGACAGUUAACAAUGUACUGCUCCCGGGACGUCCGAGUGGCCGACAUCACGGGGAAAUCUGACCUAUCAGCACAGAGGCCUAUCUUAAUGGAGAAGCCCGAUGUGGUUGUGGGGACCCCGUCACGAGUGCUCGCCCACCUCAGUGCCCAGAACCUGGUCCUGCAUUCGUCCCUUGAGAUGCUGGUGGUAGAUGAGGCCGACCUGCUCUUCUCUUUUGGCUUCGAGGCAGACCUGAAGAACUUGUUGUGUCAUUUGCCAAAUAUCUACCAGUCGUUCCUGAUGUCAGCUACUCUCACAGAAGAUGUUCAGGCCUUAAAGGAGCUGCUGCUGCACAACCCUGUGAUCCUGAAGCUCCAGGGCUCUCAGCUCCCCGACAGCAGCCAGCUGCAGCAGUACGGCCUCAAGUGUGAGGAGGAGGAUAAGUUCCUGCUCAUCUACACGCUGCUGAAGCUGAGGCUGGUUCAGGGGAAGACGCUGGUGUUUGUGGGAGCGGUGGACCGAAGCUACAGACUCAAACUGUUCCUGGAGCAGUUUGGGAUUCCUGCCUGUGUGCUCAACUCUGAGCUGCCCGUCCAGUCCAGGUGUCACAUCAUCACUCAGUUCAACCAGGGCUUCUACGACUACAUCAUCGCCACAGAUGAACAGAGUUUGGCCGACCCCGCUGCUGCUCCACCGCCGACGGCAGGCAAAGGGAAGAAGAAGAAGAAGAAGAACACAGACAAGGGAGGAAGGGCGAAGGACAAAGAGUAUGGAGUCUCCAGAGGGGUGGACUUCCAGAAUGUUUCAAAUGUCAUCAACUUUGAUUUCCCCAUGACUGUAGAAUCAUACAUUCAUCGAGUUGGGAGAACGGCCCGAGCAGACAACCCCGGCACCGCUCUGUCCUUCAUCUCUCACACUGAGAUUGGUGUGCUAGCAGAGGUGGAGGACGCUCUCACAGGAGAUAAGUCUGAUUGUGUUCUAAAACCAUACGAGUUUAAGAUGGAAGAGAUUGAGGGCUUCAGGUACAGGUGCAGGGAUGCCAUGCGUUCAGUGACAAAGCAGGCAGUGAAGGAGGCCAGACUGAAGGAGAUCAAACAGGAGCUGCUCAACUCAGAAAAACUCAAGACAUAUUUUGAGGACAACCCCAGAGACCUGCAGCUGCUCAGACACGACAAAGACCUCCAUCCUGCUGUCAUCAAACCCCACCUGAGGAACGUGCCCGACUACCUCAUUCCCGAGACACUGAAGGGCGUCGUGAAUCCGCUGUCAAACAGGAGGAAGAAGAAGAAGAUGGUCAAAUCAAAACCAGAUGGAGUCAUCAAGAGCAGCUUCAAGAACAUCCAGGGGAAGAACCCACUGAAGAGUUUCCGAUACAGCGCCGGGAGGAACAGGAAAGACACACCAGUCAAGUCCUAGCCGGAGCUGCAGUACACAGAGUGUAUCAGUCCUGGAGGUUAUAACUGUGCAGAAACCCAGAGGACCGCUCUGAUCCAGUGUCGGCCCGGACGAGACAAAUAUAAACUGUAUUGACUUUGGAUGAAAUGGGCUGUUGAGUCUAUAUGGCCCACGGAGGAAACGGACGAUGAACGCAGACUUAUGUGAACUUUGAAACGAAGAAAAUGCAGGAGACAUCCGUUUGAACUUGGAUUUUGUCAAAUCUAAACAUGAUAUAUUGUCUGUUGAGGAAUACAGUAUCUGUAUCAUCUUAUUUCUAAUGCGUCUGUUCUAAAAACAUUGAAAUGUUGAUUAAAAUAAAAGUAUUUCUUCUCAAACGUUAA
Messenger RNA from Trematomus bernacchii (emerald rockcod), 2123 nucleotides. It is a transcript of the gene ddx56, whose product is annotated as DEAD (Asp-Glu-Ala-Asp) box helicase 56. Gene Ontology annotation, cellular component: nucleolus. NCBI's taxonomy places the organism in Eukaryota, Metazoa, Chordata, Actinopteri, Perciformes, Nototheniidae. Gene Ontology annotation, molecular function: RNA helicase activity; ATP binding; nucleic acid binding. The coding region runs from base 70 to 1761 and encodes 563 amino acids. The transcript has 14 exons. The record is from RefSeq and is a predicted model, not a curated record.